Molecule: messenger RNA, 515 nt
Organism: Drosophila serrata
Lineage: Eukaryota; Metazoa; Arthropoda; Insecta; Diptera; Drosophilidae
Source: RefSeq, a predicted model, not a curated record
ACUGAAAGCGUCGAGAUGAAAUCGUUUGUGGUAUAUUCUCUGAUUGGACUUGUGCUCCUGGUUGCCAUCGCCGGAGUGCGAUGCGAUUGUGACGAUGAGAAGGCGCCCGAUGAGAGUGGCCUUACGCAUUUCUUCAAGAAUCUGGGCUGCAAGGUCAAUCAGGGGGCCAAGGAUGUGGCGGAUGCUGCCAAACCCUUCGCCGAUAAGAUUGGCGAGGGAGCCAAGGAUUUUGGCAGUUCGGUGGCCCAGAAAUAUGAUGAAUUUAAGCACAAGUUGACGGAUGAAGCCUCCACAACGCCAAAGGCGCCGGUUGCCUAUGAUGCUCCCACCGAGAAGGUGCCACUGGCCCCCAUUGGUGGAUCACCACCACCAGCCCUGUGAGGAGUCCUGAAAUCCUGGAGGAGUCCUUUAGUCCCUCCCUCCCUUUGUUGCAUAAUAUUUCAUACUUUUGUUUUAUAUUUUUUUCUUGUGAUCUAUAUGAAUAAAUGCGUAAUCAAGUGAUGUUGGACUCGUGA